Messenger RNA from Cylicocyclus nassatus, 477 nucleotides. The record is from the annotation of a GenBank genome assembly. Lineage: Eukaryota; Metazoa; Nematoda; Chromadorea; Rhabditida; Strongylidae.
AUGGUGCACUUCGAUGUUUAUAACGUUAUUGAUGUGCACCUGCCUUCCUACCCUGUCUGCAUUCUCGGUCUUUCAACAGACUUUAUUGCAUGGUAUCUACAAGUUUCUGCCGCAGUACCGCUUAUUCCAGCAGCCAUCACGAAAACCACUUUGCGGAUAGGCUAUAGCCUUAACCACAUCGGGCGGUACAAAAGCCAGCUUAGCAAUGGAAGGAUAGAAGAUUCGCUAUAUUCUCACAGCACAAACAAAGCUUUGCGCUAUGGCAAACGCUCGCAAGUCCCAUCAGGAUUUGGCACAACGUUUGCUGAACAUCACCAUUACUGGAGCAGUGCCUAUGGCAACAAUACAUGUUACGGGUAUUCCAGUUUUCUAGACGUACGAUGUUGCCCACGGAGUGAAGUAAAUGGCAAAAGGAACGAUCGAAACAACAUCUGCGGAUAUGAUUACUAUAAAAGCAGUUAUACUACUUUAAUUUGA